This is a messenger RNA of Pseudogymnoascus verrucosus, 3037 nucleotides long. RefSeq lists its product as uncharacterized. Bases 1109 to 2947 code for a protein of 612 amino acids. The transcript is spliced from 5 exons. The record is from RefSeq and is a predicted model, not a curated record. NCBI's taxonomy places the organism in Eukaryota, Fungi, Ascomycota, Leotiomycetes, Thelebolales, Thelebolaceae.
CCGAUCUUUCCUUGUGGCUCUGCGCCUGCCAACACCAGUGAAAAGCUGGAAAACAGUAGUAUGUACUCAGGUCACCAGUAACUGAGACCCCAGGGGCGCAAGAUAGAAGCUGUGGGAAGUGGAGUUGCUUGCGGCGACGACGACGUUGUGGCGAGGCUGAUGAAAUAAAUAUAGUUGCUGCAUCCGGAAUGGCCUCAUUGACAUCUGUCGCCAGAUGAUGGACCUGGACUAGCGCCGAUUGCGCUUAUCGCUUAUUGGGUACGUACAUACUGAAGUAUACUCUUAGAUCUAGGCCCACGCUCGUGAUAAGAUCAACUCGUCCAAGCGCAGAAAUUCAUUCCGAGAAACAAAACUACAGCCUUGUUCGCUCAAUGUGGACUUCGACCAUUUCAAACCUCACUCCUCCUGAGUAACCUUGAGAUGAACUAUCCUUAAAUAAGAGCACUCAAUUAUACAAAAUUCGUGGCGAACAGGCCUCUCAUACCAGGGGGGUUUCGAAGUUCUCGUAUGAAACUUGACAUGUCUGAGCGCCGGGGUCAUGGCAGCUCGGCAUGCUUCAGGUCGCCGAGCCUCGCCAUCACCAGCAGCAAAGCCAUGUCGCAGAUGCCCAGCCUCUCACCACCUUGAGACCAAUAUCCCGGAAAUUUGCAAAUGUCGUACGAUGCUACUGGUGGAUCCCGUUCCCAAGAAGCUCGAAAAUAUGCGCUGCCACGCGGACAGGCCUCGCCAGAGCGCGAAGUCUAACGUACUAGAUCCCACUACUUACUCAAUCAGCCUUCUCAUUUGCCCUCAUACCCUUCCAUAAACAGGUGAGCGAACUGUUGACGCUGUCGGGGAUAUUCCGCCCCACAGCCCAGGAUCAGAGCCACCUGCACGGCUCCUGUGUGUUUCUUAAUCUUAUGUCUGCCGGAGUACAUCUCUUACAUUGCUGCUCUCCUUCUUUUCCUUCUUGUUUCUUCGGUCUCUUCUUUCUCGCCAUUAAUCUUCAAUUUUGCUUGUCGCGAAGUGCCGGACACGCAUACUACGCUCUUUUUCUAAUCGCGGCUGGUCUGUCGACUUCACACUCACUCAUUAUUUUAUUUAAGUUGCAAGUUAAUUCGUCCUCAAUAUGCGCAAUUCAGUGGUCCUCUCGAUUAUCCUCGGCCUCGCGGCUGUUGCCCAAGCCGACAAUCUCGACUCUCACGUCCGUCUAGAUGUAGGGAAGAUACAAAGUGUACUCCCGAGGAAUGCGAACCAGAACCAAAACGAGGACGGGAACAAAAAUGGGAAGGCGAGCAAACCUAAAGUCGACGCUCAAGUGUUGGCGGCCACAUCAUCCAUAGAUACCGGCGAACCAUGUGACCACCGAACAACCGUCAUCGUCACCGAGACUCCAGCAGGCGCGGCCGCAGCAGUGGUGACAGGUCUCGAUUCUGGCAGUGGUCGAAAUAAAACUGUCGGGGAUACCAAGAACAAUAACAAGAAUCAAGACCAGGGUGAAAAUGGGAGGGCGGUGAACAAGAACAAGGCAUCUCAGAAUGAUCAAGAGAAGGAUCAAGGAAAUGUGGUGCAAAUCUUGACAGUUGACAUCAGCGGAAACAACGGGAACAACAACCCACAUGCUCAGGGCAAUGAGAAAACUGUCACUGUCCAUGCCCAGGGCGCUGAGAAAACCGUCACUGUCCAUGCCCAGGGCGCUGAGAAAACCGUCACUGUCCAUGCCCAGGGCGCUGAGAAAACCGUCACUGUCCAUGCCCAGGCCAAUGAGAAGACCGUUACUAUCCAUGCCCAGGCCAUUGAGAAAAUUGUCACUGUCCAGGCCCAGGGAAAUGAAAAAACCGUCAUAGUCCAUGCCCAGGGCAAUGAGAAAAUUGUCACUGUCACUGAGACACAGGCGAUCGGUAAUGGCAAGGCUAACGAGAACCAAAGCCAGGCGGUACAACUCUCCUUCGUCACCGAGACUGUUUUUGGUGCCGGCAAUGCGCCGACUGUCACAAUUACCCCAAUUGCGGAGAUAGUCACACAGCACGUCACUAUCACUGAAAAGGGAGGGGCAGCAGAGGCCGUCACCGUCACAAUGCAAGCUCACCCCGUCACAAUUACCCAACACGCAGCGGCCGCCGCUGUUCUUCCCCCGAGCACAGUCACUGUCACUGAGCCAGGUGUUUGCACGACAACCGAUGGUCUCGCCGCAGCAUCUCCAGUCGUCGUUGCUCAACCCUCCGCAGCAAUAGUUGCCGCCGAAGUAGCUCCAUCUCCCGUCUCGACCGGUGCCGGCAACGGCAUGGGAAUCAUCGAUGCCAACGGCAAGUGCGGCAGCUGCCACUGUCUCUGUAACGCCCAGGAUUUCCCAAAGGCAAGUAUACAAAUCGCAGCGCCAGUCGUAAAUGCCGGCGCAGUGGCGAGCCCGGUGACGACGCUACAGACGGUAGUUACUUUCGCAUCGCAGGCUGCUUCAACGGGCGCCGUAGCACAAGCUGACGCCGGAAUCGCGUUCCAGCCGGGAGCCGAUGCGGCGAGUACUUCUGUGGCGGCUGUGGAGGCACAACCUUCCACCGAUGCUGCAGUGGCUGCAGCUCAAUCGGAUACUGCUCCGUCCCAGGUAGCCCAAGGAGCUGCAUCGAUUCUCCUCGAUACCCCGACUACUACAGACGUUGCGAGCCAGUCAACAGAUACAGCAGUUGUGGACACAGCAACUCAAGACGCCGCAGCCACGACAGCGGCCCAACCUUCUAUCACAGAGAGCGCGGCGGCUGUGUUAGCAGAAAGCGCGCAGUCACCAACGGCAACGACGGAUGCGAGUGCAGAGUCAACCACCUCAACAAGCACUGACUCUGCCGUCACCAUCGCACCACCUGUUCCCGGUGCUCUAGCGGUCGAUAAUGGCGGCGGGCCACCAGGGCCCAUCGACAUCAACACGUAUACGCUCGCGAGCGCGAUAGCGCUGGGACACCUCAGGAGGAGAUAGAUUUUCUUGGUGGCGUGGCGUUUUAGUGUUUGAGUGUUUGAGUAUUUUCCCACUUGAGGUUCUAGCUGUAGAGUAGAUUGAAUUGAUACC